CGAUGACGUCUAGUAGUUCCGUGCUUUCCGGCGCCAAGAGAUGCCUAAAGGUGUUAAGAACACUGACAAACCUGAAGCGCAGGAUAGCAGUGGCCGUACUGCAUGAGAAGAGUGCGAAGAAACCAGUCAAUCAGCUGUCCCAGUGUCCAUUCCAUCUUAGCAUCACCUCCCUAGACAAACAUCCAGACAGUCGCAGCAUAGACACAGUGAUGACGUGGCUGGACGAGGGGCUGCACCAGGAGGUGGCCGACAACAGAUUCAACGAGAGGAUAGAGAACUGCCGGGGGUUUGUGAAAACGUCAGUGUGAACUGUAAAGCGGAUAGAAAUGUGUUACCUGCGGAUAGACUGAAAUGAUAACAACCUGAAACCUGAGAUGAUAAAACUACUGAGUGUAUUCCACAGGACUGGAAGUGGACAUUUAAACUAUUGAGUGUGUAGAACAUGGAUUGAUAGGGACGGGAAGGUAACAAUUUUGAAAAUCUGAGGAUAGACUAGGAGUGAAGAUUGUCAAAACUGAGUGAAUUGGACUUGAUGGAUUGGCUGACCCAAGAACAUACUAGAAGUUAAGGAAACUGUGAAUUGACUAAAACAGAUCAUUUUAACUGUUGUGCUCUAUAAAUAGGCUGGAAACAGAGAUUUUAAAAUAACUAUGGAACUAGAUUUUAAACGGAAGAUACUUUUAAUUGUGUGUGAUAAAAAUAAGAGAAGUGUGUAAAAGCUAUAGCGUCCACGGUUUGAAAGACUACCAAAUUUUAAUUGCUGUGAAAAAAAUUGGAAGAAUGUGUAAAAACUCUAAUGUGGUUUGUAUCGUAUCAGAGAUUGUUUUUGAGGUGAAUACCAGGUAGACUAGGGUAUGUGAAAAACCUAAUGAGAGAAAUGUGAAGAAACAUACCUAAGUUAAAUGACAAAGAAUGAAAGAUCUGUGAGUGAAAAAACCUCGAUCACUGUCAUGUGAUCUUUAUGAAGUGAUAAAAAUGUGAAUAUCAUCCCUUUCAGUGUUAUUAGUUUGUAUGAAUGUCAUUUUAAUAGAACUUAAAUGAAAGCCUUGUUUACUGAUUUUAGUCCUGAAAUAUCAGGUUCAAAACCUCCAAUACCCACAUCAGUGGCUUUAUGCUGAGACUGGAUGGUUAAUCUAAUUUAUAGUCCAUCUUUCUAUAACAAAAAUAAGAACGGUCCUCUUUGACAGAUCACUUUGCUAUGCAAAUUUAUUUUCAUAAACAAAACAUAUUGAUAGCCUAGUGGUUUUUAAUACAAGAACUUCCUUAGUUUGCUAAAUACUUCUUAUGCUUCCCAGUCAUUUAUUCAAACAAACUCCAAGGCAUUUUUCAUUACUAAUUUUUAAUGAAUACUAUCUGUUACCUAAAAAUAUUUAUUCCCGAAUAUCUGGCACUGAAAGGGUUGAAUGCUUUCACAAUGUUUUAAACACCAACCUAUAAGUAUUGUUAUUACCGAUCCACUGUAAUUAUUUAUUUACUGUUUCAGUAAACCCUAUGCAUAGUUAGUUCCAUUGACUAUUGGAUAUUGAAGUAUUAAUAGUCAAAGGUUAGUUCCUAAUAUUUUGUUACCAUGUUUUUUAAGAUUGAUAUAGUACUUUAAGGCCGAUAUUUUUAAGACUAUACUGAUUAAUUUUACAUUCAUUGAAGAUUUAACAAACUAUUUUUAUUAUUUUUUCCAACAUUUACAAAUUGACGUUUCUCAUCCAACAAAUUGAUUACCUUCACGUUUGAGAUUAAAAUAUUUAUUAUAUUUUUACUGUUGUACGGUACUGACUUUGUAAGCAAAUAAUGUUUUAAAAGUUUUAGAAAAUUAUGCCUAUAGUAAUAAUUACUGUUAUCUUCAUCCAAAUUACUCAAAACAUUGAUGCACUGUUUCCUUUAUGUUAAAAUAAAAUGAAAGGAACCUAAGACUGAGAAGAGGUGUCCCCUAUAAUUGGUCACUUUGAGACUGAAAUUUCAGCAAAACAACAAUUUAAUCGAUUAAAGCAACUUUAAAUUAAUCAAAUUACAGUUAUCCAUAGACUAAGAGUGUUUAAGCAAUAAAAAGUUUAUGUUGUGGUUCAAAUUUAAAACAGAGAUAACAAAAUUGUUUACAGAAAAGAACCCCAUUUCGACAAAGUGUUACCAUCAGUUAAAGAUGCCCCCUUGCACAGUUGCUGAUCAUGGGAAAUGAGCUUAAAGCCGCAUAAAGAAAAUGUUUUACUAAUUAAGGAUGGAUAUUAAAUACCAAAAGUAAAUAUACCUCGGGGAUACUACAAUUUGCAUAAGUUAGGACAAUAGUAAGAAUUUUUUUAGGAAUCCUCUAAAUAGUCAACAAAACAAUUCCUUACUUUGGGUUUGCGUUGGCAUUUGUAACACAAAUUACACCACCAAAUAGAAUGGAAAAAUGUAUUUAGUUAGACAAUAUGUGUUUCAGUUCGAUCACAGACUACAAUAUAGACUAUAGACCAAUUAAUGGUCUAUUGUCUGUGGUCCAAUGUACUAUGAAGUAAUAAAGAAACAUACCAAUGACAUUAUAUUGAACUUCCAAGUUGAAGAAUUGGUUCCACUGUAAUUGCAAAAAACUAUUCUCUAUGAGCGAGAUCAAUCUGAUUUAAGACAUGUUUUUAUAAAAAUGAAUGACAAAAGAAUUUUACUUGUGUAGACAAAUGACUGCUCAAAUGUAUUUAAAACUUUAUUUUGUAAGAAAACUUUAAAUAAGGAGUUGUGAAUAUUAUUUAAGUUAAACUUAUUUAAAUGUAAGUUAUUUAAUUAGUUAGGAACAAUAAAGUAAGAAUUAAAAAAUAUUAUGAUAGUGAUAUAUUUUACGUUACAUAAAUAAAUCUUUAAAAGCUU
Molecule: messenger RNA, 2832 nt
Organism: Macrosteles quadrilineatus (aster leafhopper)
Lineage: Eukaryota; Metazoa; Arthropoda; Insecta; Hemiptera; Cicadellidae
Exons: 2
Coding region: 3-308 (101 amino acids)
Source: RefSeq, a predicted model, not a curated record